Molecule: messenger RNA, 3130 nt
Organism: Octopus sinensis (East Asian common octopus)
Lineage: Eukaryota; Metazoa; Mollusca; Cephalopoda; Octopoda; Octopodidae
Product: low affinity vacuolar monovalent cation/H(+) antiporter-like
Exons: 1
Coding region: 314-2524 (736 amino acids)
Biological process (GO): calcium ion transmembrane transport; intracellular calcium ion homeostasis
Cellular component (GO): endomembrane system; membrane
Molecular function (GO): calcium:proton antiporter activity
Source: RefSeq, a predicted model, not a curated record
CUGGUCACAUGAUGCAGUCGUCGACGGUUCGUCAGUUUCACUUUCAAUGAAUGGAGAGGAACGGGACCCGCCUCUCUUCACUGUUUUGUUCCACUGAAACCUCUCACUGCAAUGAGCGACUUAUUUUCUUAUGAGAAAUACUUCCAGAUUUUGGACCAACUACCGACCGUAAGUAAGGCUGUGAAGUCAAUUUAGUUGAUAAACUCUAUCUUUUCAUUUUCUACCGGAUUAACCUUCUGGGGAUUUAUUUAUUUUUGGUUGACAUCAAAUCAAAGCCGCUGAAAAAAAAAAAAGAAAAAAGAAUCGUUUUACCAUGGAUAUCGAUGAAGAUUUCGAAGUUGCAUUUCUGGCCGGAGAAAAAUCCAAUCCGAUAACACAUCAUAGAAGUGCCCCUCCUAGUCCGACUGGACAUGGGAAUAUGAUGAAUAAUGAAUUUCAUACAUCGCAUUCUACAGAUGAAGCUUUCAUCAUUGUCCCAAAUGAUGUAGAAGCGCAUAGAAUUACAAAUAAUUACUUGUUUGGUUUUAAAAAAUGGAAGAGUCAUAUUUCUACGAGGCCUGUCGAAAAUCGUUCCGAAAUAGUUCAAAAUCUUUACUCCGAUGUAAACAAACCGAGUCUACCCGUGCGGGUAUCAACGUUGAGACCCACCAAUGUAAUUUAUGUUUUGUUAAUCGGAUGGUGGCUUUCUUUAGUCUAUGUUAUAGCUUCGAUAGUCAUGUUUCUAACAUAUUUCGGACGAUCAUAUGGCUUUUUCUGCAUGAAGAUGGCCCGUUAUUUUUUGUGGCCGUUUGGCUAUUUUGUACACUUAGUGGAUACACCUCCUCCUUUAGAACAUUCUGAUGAAGUUUGUGAAGUAACUGCUUCACAGUUGUCCGAAAACUAUCAAGAAAGUGAUGAGAGAACGAGCCUUCUUUCAAAUAGUUUUUCUGCCCAACAACUAAGUCGAGAGCGCUGGAGGUACUGGACUAAACCGAAAACCUAUUUGUGGUUAAUUAUCGCAGUGCCUGUUUUAUUCGUUUGCCAUUCUGUAAUAGUUAUCGUUACCUGGUUGCUUGUAGUGACCAUACCUAUUGCUAAAAUAAAUAUCAAAACUAUUCAAAAACUGUUCUUCCUACCUCCGGAACAAGUGGACGUCUGUAAUUCGAACGUGAUGCCUUCAAACAGCAAGAAACAGAACGGUGAAAUUAUCAUGUACACGCAUCAAUCAGUGAACAUUUAUUAUUACAAAUAUGCUGUGGACGGUAUGAAUGUUAUUCUUGUUAAUUUGUUGCUAUUUGUUAUUGCAGCUUUAGUUUUGGGAUUAGCCGAUACUCAAGAAAAGAUCUCCCCCGUGGUAAAAUGCCUUAUGGCAUUGUUUGGUAUCGUGCCGCUCACCUAUUACAUAGGCGCCGGCAUCACCAGCAUAUCAGCUCAGAGCAGUUUCGCUGUCGGAGCUUUACUAAAUGCUACUUUCGGAUCCAUUGUUGAAGUUAUACUCUACGUAAUCACUCUCAAGAAGGGGCAGGAGCAAAAUUCCGCUUGUUAUCCAGAACUGGUCAAGUCUGCCGUAGCUGGUACCAUAUUGGCCACUAUGUUGUUAAUCCCCGGUUUGUGCAUGGUGAUUGGUGGUCUCAAAUAUCAAACGCAAAGAUUUAAUCCCCGUUCUACAAGCGUCGGGGCUUCCUUGCUGUUUGUGUCAGUUGCUGGUGUUUUUGCACCGACUUUGUUUUCAGCUAUCUAUGGCGAUCUCCAUUGUUCCAAGUGUGAGAAGGUCGAACCUUGGAUUCCUAUUAACAGUACUUCGAGCACGAUCUCAAAUGGUUCUGUCGGUAUGCAGUGUUCGGAAUGCAGCCAGUCUUUGUUUGGCUUAGAUGGUGACACAACUCUCUAUGACAACCACAUCCAGCCUCUUGUCUAUACAUGUGCCCUUUUGCUUCCAAUUUCUUACUUCAUUGGGUUAAUCUUCAGCAUGAAAACACAUUUUGGCCACGUAUACCAUGACUUCUACAAUCAGAUGGCUGAAGAAGGUUCGUCCCAUCGUUCUCACCGACAUGGUUCUCCUCAGUGGUCCCGGCUGAAGUGUAUCUUUAUUUUGUUCGCCUGUACAGCUCUCAUAUCUCUUCUUGCUGAUAUCAUGGCCAAUAACAUCCAACCACUGAUGCAGUCAUUGCACAUAUCUGAAUACUUUAUCGGAGUCACCUUGAUUGCAGUUCUACCUGAAUUGCCAGAGAUUGUUAACGGUAUCCAGUUUGCAUUACAAAAUAAUGUUGCCAUGGGAAUAGAGAUUGCAAUGAACACUGCCAUUCAGUGUUGUCUCCUGCAGGUGCCCAUAUUAAUUCUCAUUGAUCUCAUCUAUUCCUUCAAACUCUACAUGAUCUUCAGUGAUGUUCAUAUGUUUUCUGUGAUCUUCUCGGUAAUCGUCAUGAACUACACACUGCAAGAUGGACGCAGUAACUAUUUCCAAGGAUCAGCCCUCCUCUUAAUCUACCUUGUACUGAUGGCUAUGUAUUUUUUCACUCCAACUCCCAAAUUAGUCCAGUGUUGAAAAGGUAGAGUAUCAAUCACCUGAAACUAAAUUUGAUUCCUGGUUGUUGCCAUUUCACAUCAGUUAUUUUGUCACUUAGUAUCCUUGGUACAGGUACGAGGAUCGCAUAACUUCAUUAUCCCUUCCCCACCUCCCCAUAAUCCUUUCCCUUUAAUAGAAUUGUUGGCUUUGUGCCUUCUCUGCAUUUCAAAUGCAUUCUGAAAACCGCUCAAUUUACUUGUGACAUUUUUAUUAACUAUAAAACCCUGUAAGUACUCUUAACUUAAUUUACCAACUCAAACAAACAAACUAUUUAUUUUGUGUUUAUACUGAUUGAAAAUUGUUUUAUAUUUGUUGCCUUUUAAUUUAAUUCUUCCUUGUUCUCGUCCUCCAUGAUUAUUAUAGACAAGAAAAAAAACAAAACAAUAUUUGAACAAAAUGAAAACAAAAAUAAAACAAAAACCACAAAUGAGUGAAUUUUAAAAAAACCCCACCAAAUCAGCCAUUUCCAAACAGUUCAAAUAAUCAUUUUGUUCUUGUAAUAUCCUGCAUUAUUCAUGUCCCGUUUGUAUUUUAUUUUUAUUUUCAUAAAUUUUAUUUUUUGCCUUAAAAACAAAUGUAUAUUUA